This is a messenger RNA of Cooperia oncophora, 687 nucleotides long. Lineage: Eukaryota; Metazoa; Nematoda; Chromadorea; Rhabditida; Trichostrongylidae. The record is from the annotation of a GenBank genome assembly.
AUGACAACUCGGCUCGCAGUUUUCGUCUUGACAGCAUGCCUGGGCCUUGAUGCUCAGAAUUGGCAGGAGGAGAAUGACUUUUUCAAAAGUAUCAUGGGGAGGAACCGUGUCCCUGAGUAUUAUUCACGCAGAUACAUCACACAACUUAGAAACAAUGGCGACAUGUCAUAUUAUGGCAAUAUCCAAAUUGGAACUCCUCCUCAAACCUUUCGAGUGCUUUUCGACACCGGGUCGUCCACUCUAUGGAUUCCAUGCGCCAAAUGUAUUGACGACGAAUGUCUGAACCAUCGCAAGUUCAACUUAGUGAUUCCGUACUGUGUUCAGUUCAACUGUGAAACCUCUACAACCUGCACGCCAAGUGGCACACCGUUUUCGACUACCUAUGGCACGGGCGCAAUGGAGGGAACAAUUAUGUACGAUAAAGUCUGCUUCGGAACUGAUCAGAUUUUUUGCACGGACAGGUCCCAAGGAUUUGCUUGCGCUAAGAAUGAGCCCGGAAACGCUUUUGCAGACAGCAAAUUUGACGGAAUUCUCGGUAUGGCAUGGGAUUCACUCGCAUGGGAAGGAAUUCCACAACCUAUGACCCAGAUCUUCGCCAACAAGGUCUUGUGUAAGACACACACCACGGUAUCCGGGAAGCAUGAGGGAAAUCUCAAUGGUGUAAGGGGUAUAGGUUUGGGGCACUAA